This is a messenger RNA of Lymnaea stagnalis (great pond snail), 366 nucleotides long. The record is from the annotation of a GenBank genome assembly. Lineage: Eukaryota; Metazoa; Mollusca; Gastropoda; Lymnaeidae.
GUCCUGCUGCCGUGCUUCAUCAGCAUCAACAUUACGUUGAUAGCCAUAGGCUGUAAGUACUACGGCGACUGUCCGGGGGAACCGAUGAUACCCAUGUACGUCAUCGUCUCCGGCAUCUCCGGGCUGUCCUUCGACGUGUCCAGGGUAAUCGACCGCGUCACGAUGUUCCUGUUCGAGUACAGCUACAGGGCCUCGCCCGUGAUCGCGCUGUUCAUCUUCGUCUGGUUCGGGUAUGGGAACAUCCUGGUCGGCUCGACGAAAAGCAGGUCGAACCUGAUCAUCCCGGACCAGAGCUACUGCAACCCCAGGAUCUACUGGCUCACCGUGUGGUACGUCAUGUUUAUGUGGAUGCUCGUCAUCCUGUCG